AUGCGUGUGACGCGGGUGACAGAGGAACCUCGUGGUAGGAUCCAGGCCCAGACGGAGACGGGUGGUCAGAGGGAACUAGGAGCGGAAGAAGACAGAGUGAGGGAGAAACGAAAGCGACGAAAGACCGAAAACAUGAUGGAAGACGCUGCAAGAGGAAUAAGAUCGAGGGAAGGAAAGGAAGGACGAGAUGAGGGUAGCACUGCCCUGGCUAUCACAAAGGGUUACAGUGACAUGAAUCCUGUUGAGUAG
Molecule: messenger RNA, 249 nt
Organism: Aspergillus fischeri NRRL 181
Lineage: Eukaryota; Fungi; Ascomycota; Eurotiomycetes; Eurotiales; Aspergillaceae
Exons: 2
Coding region: 1-249 (82 amino acids)
Source: RefSeq, a predicted model, not a curated record